Musa acuminata AAA Group (dessert banana) is the source of this 4083-nucleotide messenger RNA. RefSeq lists its product as uncharacterized. NCBI's taxonomy places the organism in Eukaryota, Viridiplantae, Streptophyta, Magnoliopsida, Zingiberales, Musaceae. Gene Ontology annotation, molecular function: double-stranded DNA binding. Bases 2796 to 3959 code for a protein of 387 amino acids. The record is from RefSeq and is a predicted model, not a curated record. Gene Ontology annotation, biological process: regulation of DNA-templated transcription. The transcript has 2 exons.
CCGUGCCCUAAAUGCUGCGGUUCAACUGUCUCCUCCUCUACAGCGACCACGACUGCGGCGUUUUCCACGGAGAACGGUGCAUGCUGCGGAUUCCUCUCCGUCGGCGAACGGUGACAGCGCCCGCUGAAGCCAUUGAUGUCACCGGCCGCCCGAUUAGUGGGCCGGGCGAGCGAGUUCAACCGGUGCAGCCCAGGCGCCCGCGGUGAUUCAGGUUGCGUCGAGCCCGAGUCAAGUCAAUUUGGACCUCUGGUUCGAUUGAACCAGAUGAGAACGGCAUUCUCAAAAUUCCCACCCAUGCCCUAACUGCAGCGGUCAAACUGUCUCCUCCUAUAUAGCGACCGCGAAUGCGGCGUUUUACUUGGCGAAAGGCGGCUGAAGCGACGGCAUCUUCCUCCGUCGGGCUCUUAUAGCUGCGGCGUUUUCCUCGACGAACGGUGGAUGCUGCGGCUUCCUCUCCGUCAGCGAACGGUACAGCGCCCGGUAUCUCUCUCUUACUCCUCCUCCUCCUCCUUCGCCGUCACACAAUCCCUUCUCCUCCCUCUUCCCCCUUUCGUCGCAGCUCUCCCGAUUCCCCGACACCAUCCUCCUCCACCCUCUUUCACCCGUUCAUCGCAGCCCCCCGCCCCUCUUCCCCGAUCCAUCCCCCUCCUCCACUUCAUCACAGUCCCCGCCCCCCGUUUUCCUACUCCGAUCCCAACGGUCCCCUCUCAGUUUUCCUACUCCGGACCCGACAGCCCCCUCUCCAUUAUCUUGCUCCGGACCCGACAGCGCCCGACAAGCCCCCGUCUCCCUCCUCUACACCCCUCUUCGCCCUCUCUAUACAUCUUCCCGUCCCCUUUCCUUCUCCCUGAUAGUUACCCGCUACCCUCCCAACAAGUAGUCAGCAGCAUGUUUUGAGCAUUUACUUUAAAGAAAUAGCAAGUCACAGUAUGCAAGUUAAAUACUGUUGUUAAGAUAGAAAGCAGGAGAAGUGCUGCUUUUAUAAAGAGCAAAGAGAAUUGGGGAGUCUUAGAGAAAAAUAAAAAAACACGGAAAAGAUAAAACAAGAGAUAGCAGAGACAAUAAUUGGGUCACUGUCCAAAGAAAAUCAUAAUUAUUUGUCAAUAGAAUCAUGCACAAGUCGGACUAUUCCUCAUGUGAAGCAUUUUAAUUAAAAAUAUACCUAAGAUAAUACUAAUUUGACUAGGUUUCCCGAAAGAAGCUCCCUCAACAGCAACUGCUUAUUUUGAUGAAGUGUUUGGUUCAUCAAACCUUUUCAAGCACAUCAGAAAAUUUCAACACAAAACCCCAAAUGUUACAAAGGACUCGACUCAAUCUAAACUACAAGUUGAGUAAACAAAUAGAAUUUGACUUGAUUUCCAAACCUGAAAAUAGACCCAAAAUCUCAAAUGUAUUUGGUUAGGUAUAACCUUACACCUUUAUGUCAGCAUAGUGUGUUCUCUGCUGUAGUGCUGAAAGCAACUAUCUCAGCUACUUGAGGCUUGUUCGUACCUCAAAACACACAGUCCUGCUUAUAUUUGAAUUGUCAGAUCUUGUAUUUGCUGGUUUAGUUGGUGAUUUGAAGGGGCCUUUUCCAGUAACAACAGAAAGAGAUUUGAAUGCUCUUACUUUAACUACAGAUAUUUUCUUAUACAGAGUUCAAUGAUGCAGAAGAUCCAUAUGGCUGAUCAUGAAUAGUUUGGACAUCAUGGCUUUUGUUAUUAUUGUGGUUGUUUGCACUUGCUGGUUUUAUUGGCAAAUUCUCACUGAUCUAGGCUUUUUUUUUCUUCAUUAUUGAUAUUUAGCUGACGCCACAUAUAAUUUUUUUUUACUGUUGUUGAAGUUAUUUACAUGACCAAUCUUUCUCAUAAAUUAAGUUCCUUUAUCAGCAUAGAACCAAAUAAAUCAGUAGCAUUUCUUGAUUGAGGCAGUUUUCUUAUCUCUUUAUUCAUUUUUCAGAAAAUUUAUUGCCUUUCUCUGGUCUUCCAGCUAUGUUGUUUUUUUUUUUUUGUCAAGUUGCUCAUCAUCAUCAACAAUGCCCUUUUUAGCAUGUCGAACCUUACAAAUUACCCUUGUUAAUUAAUUAAACAGUGUCUUCUCUGCUUACCAGUCUUGCUAGACUUUUAACUAGAUCAUCUCUUUACAUUCUUGAUGAAAUGGAUCAAUUACUCUGGUAGAGCUCAUUUGAAAUGUUUCAGAUUUUAGUUGUAGGACAUUAGUGAAUCUGAUGUUAGAGAAAACAUUAUGCAUCUUCCAGUUAUUCUGAAUUUUGUAGUACCAUUUGCAAGUCAUUGAUGUUCAACCUAUAAGUAUAAACUUGAGUAUCGUCUGUAUACGAUCGACAUUGUAAAUGUCUAUGCCACUCUUAUGCAGCAUAUUUGAUGAAGAUACAUUUGAUAUGGUUUUUAAAUUGCUACAGGGAUAUAGGAUGCUUGGUAGUGUCUAAACCCACCAACUACAAUAUAAAAAUAAGUGGAAGAUAGUGUCUGUGCUCUAGUGUUAUAUGAUGCCAGCAUUUCAGUGGUGGAGAAUUGCUCUGAUGUGAGCAUUUGAAUGAGUAACGAAUUAUAGGUACUCGUUAUCAACUCUCAAACACCAUUUAGAGACUUAUCUCUGCAAGAAAUGUCUGAUUGGUGCUGAAUGCAUGUGGAUUAACACGAGUGGUAUAGGAAUGUUGUCUGAGACAGAUGAUUAGUAGAAAGUUUUCAACAUCCUUGAUUUGAGGUAGAAGAGGAAUUUGGACUUGGAGAGGGCAGAUUAAGACUACUUUUCUUGUAUUUUUCUGCAAACAGUACGUGAUACUGCCUCAAAAGACAAUGUUUUUGGUGCAGAAGAGGCUCUUUUGCCUUCUCUCGUGUAACAAGUCCACCGUCCAUGUUUCCUCCUAUCAACUCUGCAGUCUGUUUAGCUUUUCCACUGCCGAAGAGCACAGUUCAAAUAAUGGAUCCAACUUUACGUUGGUCGACCCCCUUGAGUCAUUUGAACUUUCCUCAAAAGAGGCUGCAAAAAGGGCCAAGGAUCGCAUCUGUGAAAAAGAACUUUCAAGUUCAAGUCCUUCCAUUGAGUUCUUCAAGCAGAGCGGUUGGAGUGAUCCACUAGUCAUGAAGCUUUUGCAGAGGGAACCCAGGCUUCUACGUGCUAACGUAGAGACUAUCCUGAAGCCCAGGAUGAGAUCUUUGCAGGACAUGGGAUUUUCUGACACUGAAAUAGUUCAGCUGGUUUCAUCAUCUCCGUGUCUGCUCUAUUUACGUGAUAUCCAACCAAGGAUCGACUUCUGGAGGUCACUACUUGGUUCUAAUGAGAGAUUAAUUAAAGCCAGCAGGAGGAACAUGUUUCUCCUUACUUCUAGCGUGGCUCGAAAGGUUGAGCCCAAUAUAUCUCUCUUGAGGGAAUGUGGCAUCAGUGAGCAAUGCAUCACGCAGAUGUUGGUGGCAGUACCGAGUUUUUUUUGUCGAACGAACAAAUGUAUCGACGAAUCUAUCAAACAUGUUGAGGAGUUGGGUGUGUCACGUGACUGUAAAAUGUUCCCUCAGGCACUUUUAACAGUCAUGACCCUGAGCUGGUCUAGGUUUCAUGCUACUUUUGCAAUCCUGAUGAGCUUUGGGUGGUCCCAACCAGACAGCCUUGCUGCAUUCAGGAGGUAUCCAGUCAUUUGGAAUUACUCAAAGAAGAACUUAUCUGACAAGAUGACAUUCCUGAUGAAGGAAGCUGGUUGUGAGCUGACAUAUAUCAUUGGUCAUCCCGUGCUUCUUACAUAUAGCUUGGAGAAGAGGUUGAGACCUCGAUAUGAAGUUAUGAAUUUUCUUUAUCAGAAUAAAUUGCUGGAUAAAGGACAUGACCUGCUAUCUGUCAUCCUGCUCUCUGAAGAGAAGUUCAGAAACAAAUUCCUUUUCCUGCUACGCAAUGAGAAAUUUAUUGCUCAAUAUGAUUCCUAUGUUGUUGCUGUGCAGGGAAAGCACGAUGUUGUUGCGGUAACCUAGGAUUGCAAGUGCUUCCUUAAGACAAAGUGUAAACCUAUUUUAUGCUGACUGCAACUUAAUCAUUUUACAUUUGUGACGAUUUAAAAUUCUCCUUGAGUUUCUUGGAGUAUAACUUCCCUGUUGA